Messenger RNA from Aspergillus pseudoviridinutans, 402 nucleotides. RefSeq lists its product as uncharacterized. Bases 1 to 402 code for a protein of 133 amino acids. Lineage: Eukaryota; Fungi; Ascomycota; Eurotiomycetes; Eurotiales; Aspergillaceae. The transcript is spliced from 2 exons. The record is from RefSeq and is a predicted model, not a curated record.
AUGCUCACAAAGCUGUUGCGGCAUGCCCAUCCCCACUUGCAAGCGCGAUCCAGCUAUCAAUGGUCCUUAAGUGACGGCUCCCAACGUUACUGGAACAUGGAACAUGUUAGUAAGAACGCCGAUACUGGUAAGAGUUACCGCAAUGCGGGUGUACGCUGGCUCAAGGAGCGAGAUAUCCUUGAAGUCAUCCAAGCAGUAGUUACUGUCACACCUCCAACCCGGAUUCCGGACGUCGGGAUAACUGACCGGAACCACUUUGCCAUUGGACUUGAGUAUACAGAACAGUCCGUGGUGGCUGCAAACGAUCAUUUCUUGUCAAGAGAUAUCCCACUCAGUAGGCAUUCCAACCUGCCGGCCGCAAAUACUGACCAGGAUGCUCGAGGAACAAAAUCCAGCCUUUGA